This is a messenger RNA of Caretta caretta (loggerhead turtle), 702 nucleotides long. RefSeq names its product BTG anti-proliferation factor 4 (gene BTG4). The record is from RefSeq and is a predicted model, not a curated record. NCBI's taxonomy places the organism in Eukaryota, Metazoa, Chordata, Testudines, Cheloniidae. Gene Ontology annotation, cellular component: cytoplasm; nucleus.
AUGAAAGAUGAAAUUGCUGCCACAGUCUUUUUCAUCACAAGGCUGGUGAAGAAGCAAGACAAACUGAGCAAGCUCAAAACUGAGAAAUUUGCAGCUAAGCUGACAACAAUACUGUUUGAAAAGUAUAAGAACCACUGGUACCUAGACAACCCAUCUAGGGGACAAGCCUUCAGGUGUAUACGGAUAAACAAACAUCAGACAAGAGAUCCUGUACUGGAACAAGCUUGUUAUGACAGUAAUGUGGAUUUUGAUAACCUUGGCUUGCCAAGAGAGAUCACCAUAUGGGUUGAUCCAUUUGACGUGUGCUGCAGGUAUGGUGAGAAGAAUCUGCCUUUCACGGUCGUUCACUUUGAAGGUUCUGAGGACGACCGAGAACUCUCUCAACGCAUCAGCCAUGCUGUUGACAAAGCAACCUCAGAUUAUCAUUCUGGCACCUCCUCAGAUGAGGAGGGCUAUACCAAGGAAGCUAAAGCUAUCCCUACGGUCAGCAACCCAAACAGUGUCUAUCAGUUCAGUGACUACUGCAAGCUGCCCAUUCAGCCAUGGUCUCGGUACCCUCACAAGAAGAGCUACACAACCAAUGGACUUCAUCAGGCGACUGUUUACUAUCCCCAGCACAAGGGCUUCAAAUGCUACUGGCCAACAGCUGCUUUUUCUGGACCUCGUAUGGAUCGAUAUCAUUGGGUGAAUACCAACCGAUAG